This is a messenger RNA of Centropristis striata (black sea bass), 2565 nucleotides long. It is a transcript of the gene mep1ba, whose product is annotated as meprin A subunit beta a. Gene Ontology annotation, biological process: proteolysis. Lineage: Eukaryota; Metazoa; Chordata; Actinopteri; Perciformes; Serranidae. The coding region runs from base 92 to 2263 and encodes 723 amino acids. Gene Ontology annotation, cellular component: membrane. The record is from RefSeq and is a predicted model, not a curated record. Gene Ontology annotation, molecular function: protein binding; zinc ion binding; metalloendopeptidase activity. The transcript has 15 exons.
GGUUACAAUACUUAGAUAAGCUAAUCAUGACUAUUAAAUUAAUAAUUAAUUGGACAAAGCUCAACCCGAGUCAUAAAAUCAGAUCAUGUGAAUGUUUCGUGGACUGCAGUGUGUUUUCUUCUGUACAAAAACAAAGCAACAACACUCAGACACAGCAGCACUGAGGCAAGUUGAACACAGUGAGUGUGUGUGUGCAGCUGGAGCCAUGGCACUCAGGUGGAUCAUUCUGCUCUUUGGCCUGGGACUGGCAGCAAACAUAGACUGUAAGCUAACAGGUGAUACAGAAACUGAUGUUGAUGAGGGCCAGGACUGGGACAUCUUUGACACCAAUGAAGCGGCUGGAUUGGACCUGCUGGAGGGAGAUAUCGAAAAGACCUCCAGCAGAAACUCCAUUAUAGGAGACAGGUACCGCUGGCCCAAAACCAUUCCCUACUACCUAGAGGACAAUCUGGACAUGAAUGCAAAGGGAGUGAUCCUGAAGGCGUUUGACCAGUACAGACUGAAGACCUGCAUUGACUUCACACCAUGGAAAGGAGAGGAGAACUACAUCUCUGUGUUCAAAGGGAGCGGAUGCUUCUCCUCUGUUGGCAACCAGCGUGAGGGGAAACAGAGGCUGUCCAUUGGUAAAAACUGUGAUCGCCUAGGAACCGUUGAGCACGAGUUCCUGCACGCUCUGGGCUUCUGGCACGAGCAGUCCAGAGCUGACCGAGAUGAUUACGUCAACAUCAUGUGGGAUCGUAUUGAACCUGGCAAAGAGCACAACUUCAAAACAUACGACGACACUGUGUCCAGCUCUCUGGGCGUUCCCUAUGACUACGGCUCUGUGAUGCACUACAGCAAGACGUCCUUCAAUAUCGCCUCGGAUCCCACAAUCGUCACCAAGAUCCCCCACUUCAUGGACGUGAUUGGUCAGAGGAUGGGGUUCAGUGCCAGUGAUCUGACCAAACUCAACCGUCUCUACAACUGCACCAAGUCCUCCAACUUCGUGGAAAGCUGUGACUUUGAGGCGGAGAACAUCUGUGGGAUGAUUCAGGGUCCUGGUAAUGCAAAGUGGGAACAACGCAGUUCUGCGAGCGGAGGGCCUCAGACUGACUUCUCCAACAUGGGACAAUGCAAAGGACAAGGCUACUUCAUGCACUUCAGCACAGCCUCUGCUCAACUUGGUGACCGUGCGUUCCUGGAGAGUCGUUGGGUUUACCCCAAACCUGGAGCCCAGUGUCUGCAGUUCUUCCUCCAUAACAGCGGGGCAGCUGAUGAUGUUCUCAAUAUCUGGGUGCGAGAGUAUGAUGCGACCAACCCCAGCGGUACACUGAAGCUCUUCAAGAGUAUCUCAGGAGGGGUCAUGGGUUCCUGGGAACUGCAUAACAUCAAUCUGAAUGUGGCACAGAAGGCCCGUGUGGUUUUUGAGGGUGUGAGGGGAAAAGGCCCAUCAAAGGGAGGUUUCUCUCUGGAUGACAUUAACCUGUCAUCCACAACGUGCCCUCAGCACGUCUGGCGCAUCCGCAACAUCACCCACCUGAUGGCCACCACACCAGUAGGAGUUAAAACCUACAGCCCUCGCUUUCUGUCACCAUCUGGUUACUCCUUCCAGGUUGGUAUCUACCUUAAUGGGAGAAGCGACCGUCCAGGGUACAUGGCCACCUACUUCUACCUGACGUCAGGCCCCAACGACCACAACCUCAAGUGGCCAUGUGCGUGGCAGCAGGCAACUAUGGCGCUGAUGGAUCAGCAGUCUGACAUCAGACAGCAAAUGAACAUGCACCGUAUGAUCACCACUGACCCUGACAAGAUGUCCUCUGAUGGUACUGAGUUCUAUUGGGACGAUCCCAGGAAGGUGGGCUCUAAAGUGACUGCGUCUGAUGGCACCUUUUACUAUCGAGGCCCAGGCACCGGAACUAGUGUCUUCAUGACCCACAGCAGACUAAAGAGCAGAAAAUUCAUCAAAGGAGACGAUGCCUUCUUCUUCUUCAGUUUGGAAGAUAUAUCUGAUCUGCUGGUAUCUCAGCCUCUUCCCCGCUCCAGUCGGAUGAACGCUGCAGACCAAGGUGCUCCGCAGGGAGGUUCUCAUAACUCUACACUGGUCACAGCUGUGGCAGUGUUUGUGGCAGCCACCAUGUUGGUGGUUACCACACUGGUCUUAGGGAUGAGGAUGAGGAGGAGGAUGACACAGAAGGAGAGCGACGAGGUGGUGAUCAUACAGGACAUGCCUGGAUUCAUGGAAGAGCACCCAACCAAAGAUUUACCAUCUUUCACCACGCCAUGAUGGUCUGAUCAAAGGAAAUAACCAGAGGAGAGACAACAUUACAGAAUGAUUUCAGUCACCUGACUUCUUUUCAUAUGUAAUUUGAAUUUGUCUGUAAGAAAUAAAAUCUCUGACAGCAUGUAUGCCGCCCAUUGAUUAGAUGUGAGACUCCAGUUCCUUUCACUGAUGUUUAUUAACACCACAUAAACACCGUAGAACUAAAUGUUCAAGUAGACAAAAUAAAAGACAACAUUAGUUAUAGUAAACAUUACAGAAAUAGCCUUCCUUAGCAUUGUAGCUAGUACCGCUAAAUAAUACUGACC